This is a messenger RNA of Motacilla alba alba, 5310 nucleotides long. RefSeq names its product suppressor of glucose, autophagy associated 1 (gene MTCL2). Gene Ontology annotation, biological process: regulation of autophagy; insulin receptor signaling pathway. The record is from RefSeq and is a predicted model, not a curated record. Lineage: Eukaryota; Metazoa; Chordata; Aves; Passeriformes; Motacillidae. The coding region runs from base 59 to 5200 and encodes 1713 amino acids. The transcript is spliced from 16 exons.
GGGCCGGGCCGGGGCCGCAGCCGCAGCCGGGGCCGAGCGCAGCGCAGCGCAGCGGGAGAUGGAGGCCGCGCCGGCAGAGCCGGGUCCCCCCGCGCCGCCGCCGCCGCCGCUCCCCGAGAGGAAGAAGAAGCCGCAGCGGGCGCCGUCGCCCGCCCGCCCCAAGGAGGUGCCCGGCUGGUCGCUGGCCAAGAGCCGGCGCGGCGGCGGCGGGGGACACCCGGGCGCGGCCCCGCGGCUGGCGGCGAGCGGCGCGCACCCGCACCCGCACCCGCGGCGGCCGGGCGGGGGCAAGGACGGGCGGCCCGACAAGCGGGGCCCGGCGGGGGCCCGGGCCGGCGGCAAGGGGCCGGCGGGGCGCGGUGCGGCGCGGCCCAAGGGCCGGCGGCACGGAGCCGAGACGGCGGCCCCCGGGGCGAGAAGGAGCGGGUCGGGACCCCGCUCGGUGCCCGGGCCCGGGCCGGGGUCCGGGCUGACCGACAGCAGCUCGGAGGUGUCGGACUGCAGCGCCUCGGAGGAGGCGAAGCUGCUGUCGCUGGAGCUGGGGCUGAGCGGCAGCGAUGGCGAGUCCCCGGGCAGCGCCCCGCCGCCGCCGCCCUCGGCCGGAGAGGCGUCGCCGCUGCCCGAGGAGCCCUCGGCCGCCUCCGUGGCCAGCAGCCGCCUGCAGCUCAGCACCUCGCUCGCCUUCUCCGACCUCACCGAGGAGCUGCUGGACGCCGGCACCGACGGGCUGCUCCGCGAGCUGGAGGACUUGCGCUCCGAGAACGACUAUCUCAAGGAUGAGAUCGAGGAGCUGCGUGCCGAGAUGCUGGAGAUGCGGGAUGUCUACAUGGAGGAGGACGUGUACCAGCUGCAGGAGCUGCGGCAGCAGCUGGACCAGGCCAGCAAGACGUGCCGCAUCCUGCAGUACCGGCUGCGCAAGGCCGAGCGCCGCAGCCUGCGCGUGGCACAGACCGGCCAGGUGGACGGCGAGCUCAUCCACAGCCUCGAGCAGGACGUCAAGGUGGCCAAGGACGUCUCUGUGCGGCUCCACAAUGAGCUGGAGGUGGUGGAGAAGAAGAGGAUCAGGCUGGAGGAGGAGAACGAGGAGCUGCGCCAGCGGCUGAUCGAGACCGAGCUGGCCAAGCAGGUGGUGCAGAACGAGAUGGACAAGCUCCGAGAGAACUCCCUGAAGAAGCGGGGGUCUCGCUCCUUGGGCAAGACUGAGAAGAAGCCAUCAGUGCAGGAGGACAGCGCAGACCUGAAGUGCCAGCUGCAUUUUGCCAAGGAGGAGUCAGCCCUGAUGUGCAAGAAGCUGACCAAGCUGGCCAAGGAGAACGACGGCAUGAAGGAGGAGCUGCUGAAGUACAGGUCCCUGUACGGGGACCUCGACAGCUCCCUCUCCGUGGAGGAGCUGGCUGACUCUCCCCAUUCCCGGGAGGCCGAGUUGAAGGUCCACCUCAAGCUGGUGGAGGAGGAAGCCAACAUCCUCAGCCGGAGGAUAGUGGAGCUGGAGGUGGAAAACCGUGGGCUGCGGGCGGAGAUGGAUGACAUGAAGGGCCAGGGGGACAGGGAGCUGCCGGGGCAGGACACGCGGUUCCUGGUGGGCGUCUCCAGCUGCGGGGACGCGGGGGACACAGUGGCCGAGCUGCGCCGGCACCUGCAGUUUGUGGAGGAGGAGGCCGAGCUGCUGAGGCGCUCGCUGCUGGAGCUGGAGGACCAGAACAAGCUGCUCCUGAACGAGCUGACCAAGUACAAGUCGGACCAUGAGCUGGACGUGACGCUGUCGGAGGACAGCUGCUCGGUGGUCAGCGAGCCCUCGCAGGAGGAGCUGGCCACGGCCAAGGUGCAGAUCAGCGAGCUCAGUGGCAAGGUGAAGAAGCUGCAGUAUGAGAACAGGGUGCUGCUCUCCAACCUCCAGCGCUGCGACCUGGCCUCCUGCCAGACCACCCGGCCCAUGCUGGAGACCGACGCCGAGGCCGGCGACUCGGCACAGUGCGUCCCCACCGCCGGCUGGAGGGACAGCAUGGGCAGCAGCGAGGCCGACGGGCAGGACAGGGGGCUGGGCACUGGGAAGGUGCCCGAUGGCCCUGCCAAACUGCUCAAGCCCAAGGACCUGGAGACCUUGCUGGGCAUCCGGGACCAGGCGACGCUGGUCAGUAAAGCGAUCGAUGUCUUGAUUUCGGAUGCCAACGGGUUCACCUCGGGGCUGAAGGCUUGCUUGGACAACGAGUGUGCGGGGGUGCUGCUGGGUGAGGCAGUGGGCAGCGGUGGUGACAGCCCCAGCGAUGCCAAGCUGAUGAACGUGCUGCUGAUGCGGCUGGGCGUGCUCCAGCAGGACCUGGGCUGCUUCGUGAGGAAGGUGGACCACCUCACCGGUGGAUUCAAGGAGCACACGGACUCGUUCCCCUUCUCCAGCCCCAGCAGCCAUGAUGUCACCAAAGAGCAUGCCUCUGACUUCCAGCAGCCUGAUUUUAGGGACGCCGACCCUUUCCGCAUCCCCCACACCAAGGACACGGACCCCGCCCAUCCCCGGAGCUACAAACCCUGCCGGGCUGAGGAGAACGACUCCUACGCCACCGAGGUGAAGGAGCUGCAGCUGGUGCUGUCAGAGGCCAACGAGAGCCUGCGGGGGCUGCAGGAGCAGCUCUCCCAGGAAAGGCAGCUGAGGAAGGAUGAGGUGGACAACUUCUCACAGAAGAUCUGCCAGCUGAAGGAAGACCACCAGAAAGCACUGCUGCGACGGGAGUUUGAGCUGCAGAGCCUGAACCUGCAGAGGCGGCUGGAGCAGAAGUUCUGGAGCCAGGAAAAGAACCUGCUGGUGCAAGAGUCACAGCAGUUCAGGCAGAGCUUCCUCCUGCUCUUCAUGAAGCUCAAGUGGUUCCUCAAGCGCUGGCGCCAGGGCAAGGUGGUGCACAGUGAGGGCGAGGACUUUUUGGAGGUGAACAGCAUGAAGGAGCUGUACCUACUUCUGGAAGAGGAGGAGCUAGCCCCGCAGCAACAGGCAGACAACAAGAUGUGUGCCGGGGACACCUGGACCCCCAACACGCCCAACGAGUGCAUCAAGACUCUGGCAGACAUGAAGGUGACCCUGAAGGAGCUGUGCACGGAGCUGCGCGAGGAGCGGCGCGGUGCCAGCGAGCUGCAGCAGCAGUUCACCAAGGCCAAGGCUGCCUGGGAGAUGGAGCGUGCUGAGCUCAAGUGCCACAUUGCCCAGCUGGAGUCAAAGGCAGGCAAAGGGAUCACAGAGCGUGCGCUGCCAGACUGGAAGGUGGCACUGAAGAGGGAGCGUGAGGAGCACCAGCAUCUCCUGGCCGAGUCCUACAGUGCUGUCAUGGACCUCACCAAGCAGCUGCAGAUCAGCGAGAAGAACUGGAACCAGGAGAAGGUGGAGCUGCUGGCUCGCUUCAAGGAGGAGCAGCAGCAGGCAGAGCAGCAAGCGAAGGACCUGCAGAACAAACUCAACCAGUUGCAGAAAGGAUCCAAUCCAUGGGCAUUGAAGCACUCUGAAAUGGAGAAGCACGGCGGCAACUGGAAAGAGGCUCUCAAUGAGAAAAUCACAGACAAGGAGACAAUCUCUGAAGCAGAAGCCAAGGGAACCAACCUCAAAAGGACCAAGUCUGUUUCCUCCAUGUCAGAGUUUGAAAGCUUGCUCGACUGUUCUCCCUACCUCUCUGGAAAGACUGUGCCAGGGCUGGGUGACCAUGCCCGAUGCAAAAAGGCAUCCUCAACCACCCAGAUGCUGCCCAAUGGGAUCCGGGACAGCGCCAGCCUUCCUCCCUCAAACUGUACAUAUGUGAAUAUCGAACAACCUGCCCCUGACAGCCUGGCCAAGGAGAAGCUGGGCAUCUCCUCCUGGGACUACUCACGGGCAAGCAGCCUCUCUGGGCACGACCCAGCUCAGAAACAAAUCCAGAGGAGCUACACGGCACCUGACAAGACAGGGAUCCGCAUCUACUACAGCCCGCCGGUGGUGCGGCGGCUGGAGGCGCCUCUGGUGCACAACAAGGAGGGCAAGAUCAUGAUCGAGCCCGGAUUCUUGUUCACCAUGGCCAAGCCGAAGGAGCUGGAGGAGUCAGCCAGCGCUGAGGGCACCUACAGCCAGUGGCUGUGCAACUUCUCCAAGCAGCAGCAGGAGCUGCUGGACGGUGGCGCGGGGGAGAGCGCGGUGCCGCCGGUGCCGCGCUUUCCCCCCUCGCUGCACGACCUGGAGAUCUCCGGCAACAUGAGCGACGACAUGAAGGAGAUCACCAACUGCGUGCGCCAGGCCAUCCGCUCCAGCUCGCUCGAGAGGAAGGUGAAAAGCACCUCCAGCCAGACAGUGGGGCUGGCCCACGUGGGCACACAGACCAUCCAGACGGUGAGCGUGGGCCUCCAGACCGACCUGCCCCGCGGCGCCGGCAUGCAUAGCAAGAGCUGGUCCCCGCGCAGCUCCUCCCUUGUGUCCGUGCGCAGCAAGCAGAUCUCCUCCUCCCUGGAUAAGGUCCACUCCAGGAUCGAGCGGCCAUGCUGCUCCCCAAAAUACGGCUCUCCAAAGCUCCAGAGGAGGUCUUCCUCCAAGCUGGACGCCUCCAAGGACAGGAGCCUGUGGAACUUGCACCAGAGCAAGCAGAAUGGCUCUGCCUGGGCCCGCUCCACCACCACCCGCGACAGCCCCGUCCUCAGCAACAUCAACGAUGGCCUGUCCAGCCUGUUCAGUGUGGUGGAGCAUGCGGGCAGCACCGAGUCCAUCUGGAAGCCGGGCUGCCCUGAGAGCAGCCGGGCCAAGCCCGAAGCACCCAAGUAUGGCCUCGUGCAGGAGUUCUUCAGGAACGUCUGCGGGCGGGCUCAGAGCCCCACUGCCCCCCAGGAGAAGAAGGAGGCCACUGGGGAGGAGAGCAAGAGAGCAGAGCACCCCAGCCCCGCCACCCACCACGAAAACAUCUCCCGUGUCUUGAACAAGAAGGUCCUCAAGCAGGGCAGCUGUGAGGACCCCAAGCCCUCGUCCCUAGGCCAGGGCAAUAAGGACGCAGCCCUGCGGGACCCCGACCUCAUCUCGGCUAUAGCCAGCGAGGACACGGCGUGUGACUGCAGCUCCCAGUCCCUCACCUCCUGCUUUGCCCGGCCGUCCCGCUCCGCGGUCCGCCACUCCCCCUCCAAGUGCAAACUGCACCCCGCGGACCCCCCCAGGGCGGAGGAGAAGCCGGGGGCCUCGACCUGCAAUGUAAAACCAAGUGCAUUUUAAAAAUACCGAAAUGAGCUACUUUGGAGAGGCACCAAUUGGAUUAAGAGAUUGUGGUUUGGGAGACUGCAGCGUGGCCCGUGGUCUGCGCCGCGCAUCCCUCUGUCACCACC